UGGCUCGCAAGGUGUGCUCUAUACUUCGCCACUCACAUUCACGAUGGCACUUAUUUUAGUAAUUGUGUCCCUUUGUUUCGGAAUUGCUGUCGCUGAUGUUAAACUUCCAGUACCACUAGCAUACCGUCCACAUGUGCCUUCCACUCCGCAGGAUAACUAUUGUAGUCCAUUACGAGCCCCUGCCUGUGUUGAUACGAGAUUCGGUUUUUGCAUAAGUGACAACGAUUAUCCAGCAGAUCACGUUCAGGCGGCCGUUGAGUAUUCUGAUUUAGCCAAGAAAUUCAGUUAUAAAACAGUUCCAAGAGAAGAGAGCGUCCGUCGUCCCGUCAGGUUAAGCAAAGAGAAUAGUUGCAUAUCGACUAAUCUUUUGCUGAAACCGAUCCGAAUGCCCAAUCUGAAUGGACACUGGCGUGUCAUUGUUCAAGAUACAAAGGGAAUUAUUCAGCGUGAACGAAUCAUCGCCUGUUCCCGACCGGGAGAUUAUUGUCACGUUGCAGAACAUCCGUUUGGCGGAUGUCACGAAAGCCGUUGUAGUCAGAAGUUUGUUGUUGGGGAGCUUUUAGCUUACGAUCCAUGCGCUCCUUCUCGUGGAGUCUUUGUUGAUUCGUUUAAAAUGCAGUCAGCCUGUAAUUGCCUACUAUCCCGAUCCAAAUGUUGAAUAAAAUUUUAAUAGCCUAAA
Daphnia carinata is the source of this 679-nucleotide messenger RNA. RefSeq lists its product as uncharacterized. Lineage: Eukaryota; Metazoa; Arthropoda; Branchiopoda; Diplostraca; Daphniidae. The record is from RefSeq and is a predicted model, not a curated record. Gene Ontology annotation, cellular component: extracellular region. Gene Ontology annotation, molecular function: growth factor activity; Toll binding. The transcript is spliced from 3 exons. Gene Ontology annotation, biological process: central nervous system formation; regulation of Toll signaling pathway; innate immune response. Bases 44 to 658 code for a protein of 204 amino acids.